UCAGCGUGUGUGUCUCGUGUCUCUCGUGCGGCAACAGCAACCUGCAACUUGCAACAUCAGUGGCAACGUGCAACACCCAGCAGCAACUAGCAGCAUAAAUUGCGUGUUUCUUGACUUUGACUCUUUGGGGCCACAAAAUACGAUACGGCGAUUUCGAAUUUCAAGUUUCCCGCGCGCUAGCUUUUCUCAAAUCAAAUUUUUGUUGACCGCCGACUGUUGAGUGUUUUGUUUUGGUUUUUGCUCGUGUUGUGUUGUCACGUGCUCAUUUGUUUAUUUGUUUUUUGUUGCUGUGCUGUGUGGUGCCAAUGAAACAACCGAAUUCGAAAGAGCAACCAAAGCAACGUGCAGCAUUUGCUGAACUUCUUUUGAAAAUACAAGAGUGGAUUUUGUUUUGAGAACAGCAGCAUCCUGUUAUGGUAGAUGGACCGCCAAAUCAUCUGUAUUUUUUUGGAAAAUCCUCAUUGCACCUGAAGCAACCUGCCAUUUGAUGGGCUUUGUUUGAACAUUGCAGUUGUGGGGCAGGACCAAAAAACUUGCAACUGGUUGGAGGAGAGAAAAGAGACGAAAGCCCGAAACCAGAAACCAGAGACAGGAAAACACAGUGGCAAGCAAAGUGUUGCAUACUUGGCAGUUGCAUACACUUGGCACACAUACGUAAAGUGUGAAGAUACGAAUACGGAAACGGAUAUAUACGAAGACAUACAUACAUAUAUAUAGAUAUAUAUCCGCCACUAUAUAGACGGGGCAACAUGCCGUCGUCAGCAAUAAAUAAAACAGCACGCAGUGUUGCCAAUACGAUCCAAUUGCUGGCAAUCGUUCUCUAUUGCUGCUGCAUGGUGCAUGGACAACAGCAGCAGCAACAGCAGCAGCAGCAACAACAGCAGCAACAACCACAGCAUCACUUGAAGUACCAGCAAUUGCAAUAUCAAAUGCAACAGCAAUAUGAAUACCAGCAGCAGCAGCACUACCAGCAGCAGUUCCAGCAGCAACAGCAGCAGCAGCAACAACAGCAGCAGCAGCAGCCACACCUGACACCCACAGCAACACUUGGCCAUCAGCAGCAACACGAGGAGCAAAUCGACCUGCUGUCCACACAGCCAACUCAGCUCUUGCAGACGGGUGUUUCACUGAUUGUGGAGGAUUCCAAGGGCUCCGGCGAUGCGAAUGGCAAUGGAAAUGGAAGUGGUGGCUCCUCCAACCGCCGACGCACCGCUCAGUUGGCCACCCGGAAGCGAAAACGACGCCCCCAACUUCCAUUGGCCACGAUGGGCGCCACAGAGGAGGAUUCCGGUCCAGAUCCCACCGCCGCCUAUUGGCGCGGUCAUGUGGAGGAUGAUGCCGAUGCCCUGAGGAGAAGGAAUCAACCGUUGGUCAGGGAACCCAUGGCGGCUCUCGAAAGGGAUCGCGAGCGGGAGAAACAGCGCCAGCGGGUGGAGCCCACGGAUGCCAGUCCGCAGGGCAGUAAUCCCAGCAAGGCCUAUCGUCGUCCCUACGGGCAGGCCAAGAAGGAACCUUUGGCAGAGGCUGGUGGAGCAGUUGCGACCAAGACGUCCGUGGAUCUCAAGAAUAUCCUGAAGAAUUCCGGUGGCCUGAGUCUCAGUGAAAUCCUGCAGCAGAAGAACCUCUCGCUGGACGAUCUACUCAAGGGAAAACAGAAUGCUCUGCUGGCCCUGCAGACCACAGCGGUGGCCCCUUCACCAGUCUCCACUUACUCCUCCGGCGGCGCUCGAGGGGAUUCCCCGAAGAAGUCACCCGGCCAACAGAAUAAGCAGGGAGUGCGCCGACUGCCGGCUGCCUAUACCACCACUAGCACCACCUCCGGGAAUAGCGAUGAGGACGAUUCCUUGGUGGGCCAGAAAAACAAGGCCAAAUACCCCACCGCCCUUCAGCGCUUGAAGCUCUUUGGCAGCUCUUCGCGGGAGAGCAGCACCACAAGACGCAUCCUGGGUGGGAUCAACGGUCAUAGUAGCACCACCAUGGCCACCAGCACAACUGGAGGUGGCGGCUCCAGCAGCACCACCACCACCACCCGCGUGCCACUCUACAAAAAGCGACAGCACUUGCGGUCCACCCUAAAGCCACCGGGACUGUUUAAGGCGGUAACUAGCACCACUAGCACCACCACCGCAGCGGCAGUGACCACCACUCAGGAGGUGGAGACCAGCACGGCCUACUCCACCACCACGGUGGUUAGCAACCUGGAGGAGAGCCAGGAGGAGGAGGAGCGGGAAAACUCAGAGGAGAGGGAAAGAGACGCGGAGCAGGCGGAGGAGAGGCACAGGCAUGAUGAGCAGGAUCAGGAGCCGGAAGAGCCCGAAGAGCAGCCAGAUUCCAGUGAAGCAGAGUCGGGAGAGGGCAGUGCCCCCACCGAGGCGCCAGAACCACCACCUCCAUCCUCCCUGCCACCCGGUAAUCCCCGUUAUCGUUUGAGGAACUCCAGCAUCAAGGAGAACCCGAAGCGUUUGAAGGACAACUUCAUAGGGAGCAACAUUGGCGAGAGUGCUGAGGAAGUGGAGCUGGGUGAACCCAGUUCGACUACGUCGGCAACACCCUCGGGCAAGAGCAGCGAUGAACUGAAUUACGGGGAGGACGAGCUGGAGAAUUUCUUCGACGAAGUAGAGAGUAACACGCACCACACUCGAGUGCCGGCACCACCUGCACUUGCUCCCGUUCCCGCUCCUUCACCACCGGCCAGGUCACCACCCACUCCUGCAGCACCACCACCCUCUCCCUCCUUCGAACCGCCCUCCUCCUAUGCACCACCACCACCACCACCACCACCCAGUUUAUCGGCGGGCAAACCACCCCAGUUGAACAUCAUCGACGAUGUGGACGAUCGCACCGAUCUGCUGGAACUUAUCGAGGAUCGGCGGUCGGGCAACCGACUGUUCAAGGUCCUGGAGCAGCGCAACAUGACCCUGGAGGAGCUGAUCGAGCACCGGAAGCGCGGCUCCAGCCAGCUGCACCUGUCCACCAUCGUGAGCGGCGGCGACGAGCACUCCCGGCUGUAUCCCGGCCAAAAGGUCCUGCUGCAGGACAACAUGGACAUCGUCACGGCCUUCGAGAACUUCCCGCACUUCAACCUGAUGGACCUGAAGAGCGUCAAGCCCGACGAAAUCAAGACGGACUCGCAGGGCUCCAGCUACUUCACCUCCAUCAUCGACAUCGAGCCGAACGACGAGGUCAAACCGGUGGGAAGUCGAGGUCCUGCCUACGCACAGACCUCCUCCUCAUCGGCCACUAUUGGAGCGGGCACAGGAACCAUAGCCAUCAACGCGCGGGGCGAGAAGUCGCUGGGCUUCUUCCCCUCGUGGAAGACCCUGGCGCUGGCCUCUUUGGCCACAGCCACCGAGGAGCGAAAUCCCUACUUCCUGCCCCCGCCACGACUGCUGCUCGACGGGAGCUCCCAGGAGGCGGACUCCAGUCCGGAGUCUGAGCCCACCAGCAUCGACAUCGAUUUGAGCGUGAGUCCUUAUGGAGGCAGCAACUCCUCCGCCUCCUCCUCCUCCUCGAUGGUGGACAACAGCCGGCUGCCGCCGAACAACGAUGUGAUCGAUGAGAUCGAAAACGAGGUGGCGCGGGCACACGAUCUCCUGGACCUGGAGCUCUCCGGUCCCGGCUUCCAUCGCAGUCCGGCGGCAGCGGCGGCCACGUCGGCGGUUUCGCAACAGCAUCUGAGCAGCCUGUACGCCAGCAUGCCAUCCGGUAUCAAGUCGGCCAUUGUGGCCAGCACGGCGAUUGUGGUCACCGCCCUGGCCACCUUCCUGGUCAUCUUCGUGGUCUGCCGAUGGAAGCAGCAGCGGCGGCGAAAGAGCAGCUACCUGCGGACCUACAAUGCGAUGAAGAGCAAGCUGCCCCAGAUGGUGCAGCCAUCGCGGCGUCCCUCGAUGCGCCAGCACAUGGAGGAGCUGGUCGUGGGAUCCGGUUCGGGAUCAGGAUCCGGAACGGGUUCGGGAGCGGGCAUUGCCAGCAUUUCCACAUCGGUGGCCUGUUGUACGCCCGUCCAUCAGCUGCAACGGCAGAGUUCCCUGCUCUUUGCUCGCGAUGGAUCCGCCACCCUGAGCACCGCCACCUCGCUGACCACGAACGGCACGACGAACACCAGCAUCACUGGAACGGGGGCGCCACCAGGAACUGCCCCUCCGGAGCAGGGCGUGGGUGGGCGUGGCCUGGCCAUUUCGUUGAGGAGUGCCCAUCAGAAACUGAACACCAUGGAUCCCAACUCGCCGGAGGUGCAGGAAUAUCUGUUCGACACGCUGCGCAAAUCCUUCGACAAUUAGGCAUUAGGCAAUAGGCUCCUCUAGUAACAAUAGACCGUUGUUUAGGCCAAGUUUUAUAUAAAUGUACACGAGAGACACACACACCCACACACACACAGAGCCCCCAACAAAAACACACUCAACGCGAAGGAGCAAAAGUUAGUCGAUUAGUUAGUUUAAGCAGAUAGGAGGUGGAAUUUUUUUUGAGCUCGAUUAGAGGAACAUUCUGUGAGAGAAAGUAAAACUAACAAAAAUAAACCUAGAAAACACAUUCAGACAGUGCGUGGCAUGGCCAUAAGGCGGUUUGUAAAGGAGGGGUUUGUUUUUACAUUUAAAAUAUAUUGCUUUUAUUGAAAAUACUUUAUUGGAAUCUAUAAAAAAAACACUUUCAUAAAAUGACCAAAAUCGUAUAUAUUAUUAUUUUUCUAAUUUUUUAAGCCAAAACUAUAAAGUCCAAUCCACUCUACGUUUAUGCCGCGCACUGUUGCUAGUCUUUAAGCUCGGCAACUAUAAUUUCCAACUAUCUAGAUCUAAUUUACAAGUAUAAACCAUCAACUAAAGCGACUCUUUCAACUAAAUCAUAGGACACGGCAUUCAAAUGGGUUUCUUAAGCACGAGAUAAAAACGAAAGGUAAUUUAAACAAUGAGCAAAGGAACAGGAUCUUAGCCAAAAAGUACAGUUGUGUUCAGACUAACACAUAAUUCCAAAAAGCCCAAAUCGAAUAAAUAUUGAAAUUCGAGAGAGAAAAGAAAAACCAUUUAUGAGGACAAUAAAUAUUAACGAGAGAAAAACGAAAAAAAAAACGAGGAAAACUGUGUUCGAUACAAUUUAACCAAGCAAAUUUCUUUCUGGCACUGACUAAAAUACCAAAAUUUAAUUGAAAUUAGAUCAAGGCAAAGCAUAGAUGGGCGCUAGAUGGGCGUGGUCAUUAUCACAACAACACCAACAAAAACAACGACAACACUAAUAGUUUAAAUGUUCAAAUGCACUGCAAAAAGCAAGAGGGAAAAUAGAAGAAAUACUUGUAUUUAUUUUGUAGAGCAGCCACUUUAUUUUUGAUUUAAUUUGAUUCGAUUUUGAUACCACCCCCGCCCCCUUCACUAGGCAGUAGAACAUCUGGCGACAGUAUAUAUAUAUAUAUAAAUAUAAUUAUAUAUUUAAGCACGCUCAAAUAUGUAUGUAAAUAAGUUUCAAUUUGAUUUUUUUGAGAAAUAAAAUGUAGAACGAAUUGUGGCAAAGAUUUCAAA
Messenger RNA from Drosophila suzukii, 5507 nucleotides. RefSeq lists its product as uncharacterized. Gene Ontology annotation, biological process: actin filament polymerization. Lineage: Eukaryota; Metazoa; Arthropoda; Insecta; Diptera; Drosophilidae. Gene Ontology annotation, cellular component: actin filament. The record is from RefSeq and is a predicted model, not a curated record.